GUGAAAUCGAGAAAGAUGGCGGUAAAGUGAACUUUUUCGGAAUCGYCAAACACAACUUUUCUAGGGAUUCAAAGACAUCAAUCUUGAGUAUAGUGAGCUGUAGGAAAUAAACUUAAUAAUGGACCCAUCAGUAGCAAAGAAAACUCAAGACACUUUGGGAAAAGCGAUAAAGAAGCCGCCAUUGACGGAUAAACUUUUAAGCAAACCUCCAUUUCGAUUCUUACAUGACAUUAUUACCGAGGUUAUACGAAAUACAGGGGUUCUAAAAGGUCUCUACACCGCGGACGAAAUGAACUCAGCGAACGUGAAGGAAAAAGAUGCUAAAGUAGCUUUUUUACAAAAAGCAAUCGAUGUCGUGGCAAUUCUUAAUGGUGUAACCUUAUCAGUGAGACCUAACAAGGUUGUAGCAGGUCAUGAACCUGAGAGAACCAAUGAGUUUCUACAAGAACUUGGAAAAGCUGCUCUUGCUAAGAAAAACAGUUCAGAUGCAGUAAAAACAGUUUUAAGUGGAGGAAAACCUGGUAAAAGUUCAGGGGAUAGUAAAAGUAAAAAAGAACGGUCAAAGAGUAGGGACAGAGAAAUAUCAAAAGAAAAGGAUGCWGAGAAAAARUCUGAUUCAGGGAGCUCUAACAAGGAAAACAAGAGAAAAGAAAGCAGACAGGGAAGUGGAGAGGARAGAAAACGAAGAGAAGAAAAAGAGGACUCUACAAAAAGGGAAAAUUCAUCUAAAAAGGAAAGAAGCCGAGACAGGGAAAGAAAAAUUGAAAGGGAAAGGGAAAAAGAAAAGGAAAAAGAAAAAGAGACACCACAAGAAAUGACUGUAAAUAAAGAUAAUGAUAYGGAUGGAGUAGACUCUGGAUUAAUUGAUGGAAAUAUAGAGGAUGGUGACUCUCAGCAGAACCGUAUCCCAAGACCGUCAUCUGCUAAAGGACAAAGAAGAAGACAUGGAGAUGGUGAUGAUUCCAAUGAAGGUGGUGAUGAUGGAACAGAUUCUGCCCCACCAUCCAAAGAACAAAUUAAUGGUGUUUUACAUGAAGAUGAACUACCACAGCAAGUGGUGCAAAGCCGUAGAAUGGCAAGACCAAGCAGUGCAAGACCAGCACCACCAAAGAUUAAAAAACAACAAGAAGAAUUAGAAGAACAGAAUGCCAGAAUUGGAUCAGGAAAGCAAGUGACUAGUGUGAUCGUAGAUGAUGGUAAAGAUGAUGAUGAUGAUGAAACGUUUGUUGUUGAAGACAACCACCCUAUCAUCAAUGAUGUUGAUUCAGUACCAAGUAAUGAAUCUAUAGAGGAUGAAUCUAGUCAUGGUGGGCUGGUCAGAACAAUCCUUGAGACAAAGAAAGAACUAGAAGGAAGCAAAGAACAGACCACUAAAACAUCUCAAGAGAAAUCUUUAAUCAAUGAUGCAGCUAGGCAGAAAGAAAGAGAACUGGCUAAAAAAGAAAUUGAAAAGCUCCGAGGAAGCAUACAGACACUAACAAGGAGUGCAAACCCGCUUGGUAAAAUUAUGGACUAUAUUCAAGAAGAUGUAGAUAGCAUGCACAAAGAACUGGAAAUGUGGAGAGCAGAAAACAGAGAUCAUUCCAUAGCACUGAAACGAGAACAGAGCAUUACUGACAACGAAAUCGAGCCGUUAAAGAGUCAACUCGAAGAGUUAGAGUCAGAAAUAACAGAAAUGGUUGAUAAAAUAAGUACAGUCAAAUGCAAUAUCUUGAAAAACGAAGAAAAAAUCCAUCAAAUGCUGUCGAGUAUUUCGUUCAACUCGCGAUGAAAAUCACAUGGUUUUUGUGUAUAUAUGUACCAUACAUCACGCUCCGUCACCCAAGAAAGACGAGWAUGUCACUAAAAGUUCGUCUGGGAAAAGUUCUAAUAUUAUAAUUGAUAUAAUAUAUUGUAGAAUUGAUGUACAUUAGCAGCAAUAUCGAGUUUUGUCUGUGUUGUAUCAUAAAUAAAAUUGUUGCUUAAGUAUG
Molecule: messenger RNA, 1970 nt
Organism: Exaiptasia diaphana
Lineage: Eukaryota; Metazoa; Cnidaria; Anthozoa; Actiniaria; Aiptasiidae
Product: TRAF3-interacting protein 1
Exons: 19
Coding region: 119-1771 (550 amino acids)
Biological process (GO): cilium assembly; intraciliary transport; regulation of microtubule cytoskeleton organization
Cellular component (GO): centrosome; ciliary basal body; intraciliary transport particle B
Molecular function (GO): microtubule binding
Source: RefSeq, a predicted model, not a curated record